Molecule: messenger RNA, 861 nt
Organism: Nomascus leucogenys (northern white-cheeked gibbon)
Lineage: Eukaryota; Metazoa; Chordata; Mammalia; Primates; Hylobatidae
Gene: RHOXF1
Product: Rhox homeobox family member 1
Biological process (GO): regulation of transcription by RNA polymerase II
Molecular function (GO): DNA-binding transcription factor activity, RNA polymerase II-specific; RNA polymerase II transcription regulatory region sequence-specific DNA binding
Source: RefSeq, a predicted model, not a curated record
CCCAACUUCCCAUCCCCCCACUCCUCUCCAUUCCCUCUCUUGCUUGUGCGCACAAGCAAGUCCCACUCAUUGCAACUGUAACCAAUACCAAGCAUGAGAACAGGAACUAGCUCCACCCUCUACCCCCACUCCAGCUGCAGACGCCACAGAGUUUGUGUAGGGGUGCAGCGCUCCAGCCAUGGCGCGUUCGCUCGUCCAUGACACCAGGUUCUACUGCCUGAAUGUAUACGAGGUAACAAUAAGCCCCAUACCUGGGCUGGGGGCAGCAUCAAGGGCAGAAGGCCAUGUUGGCCAAGGAGCUCCAGGCCUCAUGGGUAAUACGAACCCUGAGGGCAGCGUGAACCACGAGAACGGCAUGAACCGCGAUGGCGGCGUGAUCCACGAGGGCGGCGGUGGAAACCAAGCGCCUAGGCAGCAGCCGCAGCGCCCCGGGGAGGAGCUGGCCCAGGAGCAGCCCGAGAACAUGAAGCCACGAAUGCAGCGCACGAAGUUCACGCUGUUGCAGGUGGAGGAGCUGGAAAGUGUUUUCCAAAACACUCAAUACCCUGAUGUGACCACAAGAAGGGAACUUGCCGAAAGCUUAGGUGUGACUGAAGACAAAGUGCGGGUUUGGUUUAAGAAUAAAAGGGCCAGAUGCAGGCGACAUCAGAGGAGAUUAAUGCUCGCCAGUGAACUACUUGCUGAUCCAGACGACUGUGUCUACAUCGUCUUGGACGAGCCCUAGAAUGCCAUCCUUCUUCAGGAGCUAGUUUGGAGAUGGGUUUUCCUGGUGCCACUGACACCUGGGCUGCCCAUGCCGCUCAGGCUACCCUUAUCUCCUCUGAACUUAUGUUAUCAAUAAAGAGGCAAAUUCUCAAUGUA